Nyctereutes procyonoides (raccoon dog) is the source of this 4026-nucleotide messenger RNA. It is a transcript of the gene KLHL5, whose product is annotated as kelch like family member 5. The record is from RefSeq and is a predicted model, not a curated record. The transcript has 15 exons. NCBI's taxonomy places the organism in Eukaryota, Metazoa, Chordata, Mammalia, Carnivora, Canidae. The coding region runs from base 446 to 2815 and encodes 789 amino acids. Gene Ontology annotation, molecular function: protein binding.
CGCCGCGCCGGGACUGACGGGCGAGCCGGCCGGACCCCCGCCCGCUCGCCCGCCCCCUCCAGGGCUGCCCGCCGAGUUCGCGUCCCCUCGGCCCGGUGCAGCCUGACGGAGGGGGAGUGGCCGGCUCCGCGCCGGCCGGCGCCCGGGGUGAGGCUGCCGGGGAGGGGUUGGGGGCGCCCGUGGCGCCGAGCAUCCCUGUCCCCGGCCCGGUGGCCCCCGCCCCCCGCCUGCCCGCCGCCCCCCGCCUGCCCGCCGCCCGCCGUGACCCCCGGCCGCCUCCGGAGCCCGACGCGUUCCUCACUGUUCUGCAAGUUGCCUGUUUGACCAAGUGAUGUCUGGGACUUCUUCCUGUUUUGUCCUGUCAGGCACUCAGGGUCCUGAAUUAGACUAUGUUCAGCUUCAUCUCAGCAGAUGACUGAAGGAAUGGACUAAGGGGACGUAGUAUAUGUUACCUGGAAGAUGUUCUCCCCAGAAAAGGAAUAACAACAGGGAGAGCAGGGCAUAUACUUCUCUUGUCUUGGUUGGAUGCACAAAUCUGUGUGCAGUGCUUUUUGCCCGUUGCCUAGACGAUCACUUGGUUUCUCUGAGGAUGUCUGGUUCUCGUAAAGAGUUUGAUGUGAAGCAGAUUUUGAAAAUCAGAUGGAGGUGGUUUAGCCAUCAAGCAUCAUCUAAUUCUACAGUUGACAGCCAGCAGGGAGAAUUUUGGAAUCGAGGACAGACUGGAGCAAACGGUGGGAGAAAGUUUUUAGAUCCAUGUAGCCUACAAUUGCCUUUGGCUUCAAUUGGUUACCGAAGGUCCAGCCAACUGGAUUUUCAGAAUUCACCUUCUUGGCCAAUGGCAUCCACCUCUGAAGUCCCUGCAUUUGAGUUUACAGCUGAAGAUUGUGGCGGUGCACAUUGGCUGGAUAGACCAGAAGUGGAUGAUGGCACUAGUGAAGAAGAAAAUGAAUCUGAUUCCAGUUCAUGCAGAACAUGGAAUUCUGAACUGUGGUGUUGGAAUAAUAAUAAAUAUAGACCAGCCAUCUAUAAUCAUUUGUAUAAUGGAAAGAGGGGCAUAUCUUUACAUAGGACUUCCAAUAGUAGUCAGACAUUAUCAUCCUGCCAUACUAUGGAGCCAUGUUCAUCAGAUGAAUUUUUCCAAGCCCUUAAUCAUGCUGAGCAAACAUUUAAAAAGAUGGAAAACUAUUUGAGGCAUAAACAGUUGUGUGAUGUAAUUCUAGUUGCUGGUGAUCGCAGAAUUCCAGCGCAUAGAUUGGUGCUCUCCUCUGUCUCGGAUUAUUUUGCUGCCAUGUUUACUAAUGAUGUCAGGGAAGCAAGACAAGAAGAAAUAAAAAUGGAAGGUGUUGAACCAAAUUCACUAUGGUCUUUGAUUCAGUAUGCAUAUACAGGCCGCCUUGAAUUAAAAGAAGAUAAUAUUGAGUGCCUGCUGUCUACAGCUUGCCUCCUUCAGCUUUCACAGGUUGUGGAAGCUUGCUGUAAGUUUUUGAUGAAACAGCUUCACCCAUCCAACUGUCUUGGAAUCCGUUCUUUUGCUGAUGCCCAAGGUUGUACAGAUUUGCAUAAAGUGGCUCACAAUUAUACUAUGGAGCAUUUCAUGGAAGUAAUUCGAAACCAGGAAUUUGUAUUAUUACCAGCCAGUGAAAUUGCAAAGCUUUUGGCGAGUGAUGACAUGAACAUUCCUAAUGAGGAGACAAUACUGAAUGCACUUCUUACUUGGGUUCGUCAUGAUUUGGAACAGAGACGGAAAGAUCUCAGUAAACUUUUGGCUUAUAUUAGGCUACCUCUUCUUGCACCCCAGUUCCUGGCAGACAUGGAAAAUAAUGCACUUUUUCGGGAUGAUAUAGAAUGUCAGAAACUUAUUAUGGAAGCAAUGAAGUACCAUUUAUUACCAGAGAGACGACCCAUGUUACAAAGCCCUCGGACAAAACCUAGAAAGUCAACAGUUGGAACAUUAUUUGCAGUUGGAGGAAUGGAUUCAACAAAAGGAGCAACAAGCAUUGAAAAGUAUGAUCUUCGUACAAAUAUGUGGACUCCUGUAGCAAAUAUGAAUGGGAGGAGGCUACAGUUUGGUGUUGCAGUGUUAGAUGACAAACUGUAUGUGGUUGGAGGAAGAGAUGGACUGAAGACUUUGAACACUGUAGAAUGCUACAACCCCAAAACAAAAACCUGGAGUGUGAUGCCUCCUAUGUCCACCCAUAGGCAUGGCCUUGGUGUGGCUGUAUUGGAAGGUCCCAUGUAUGCAGUAGGCGGACACGAUGGCUGGAGCUACCUGAAUACAGUGGAAAGAUGGGACCCUCAGGCUCGCCAGUGGAAUUUUGUUGCCACUAUGUCUACCCCCAGAAGCACAGUAGGUGUAGCAGUUCUAAGUGGAAAACUUUAUGCAGUUGGUGGUCGUGAUGGAAGUUCUUGCCUCAAAUCAGUAGAAUGUUUUGAUCCUCAUACUAAUAAAUGGACACUCUGUGCACAAAUGUCCAAAAGGAGAGGGGGAGUAGGAGUAACUACCUGGAAUGGAUUGCUGUAUGCUAUUGGAGGACACGAUGCUCCUGCAUCCAACUUGACUUCCAGACUCUCAGACUGUGUGGAGAGAUAUGAUCCCAAAACAGAUAUGUGGACUGCAGUGGCAUCUAUGAGCAUCAGCAGAGAUGCAGUGGGGGUCUGUUUACUUGGUGAUAAAUUAUAUGCCGUUGGAGGCUAUGAUGGACAAACUUAUCUUAAUACAGUGGAGGCUUAUGAUCCCCAGACAAAUGAGUGGACCCAGGUUGCUCCACUGUGCCUAGGAAGAGCUGGGGCUUGCGUUGUAACUGUCAAAUUAUAACAUAAUGCUUUGUUUUCUAAAUGAAGAUAUUGUCUUCCUUAUGAAUUUAGUAAAAUUAUUCUACUACCAAUGGAUACAUUUUUAGUAAAUUUGUAAUGCCACAUUCCUGGGCACAGGGUGCCCAAUCUCAAAGUGAAGAUGGUAAAACAAGGGAGGAACAAGUGGAUGAACCAGGAUUAAAUCCUCCAUUUCUUAGGAAUUAUUUCUCAGCAAAUCAAAACUACAGCUGGUGGAUUGUGAACAUAUGUUCCUGAUGUAACAUAUGAGGACAAAUGCAUUGUUCCUAAAUGCAAUGUGGUAUUAGCUGGGAAUUUCAUUUAUUAAUAAUCAAUCACAUUUUACUCAUGUUAUCCAGAUUUCUUUUACUACAGUGCACAUACACCAGAUGACACUUUUAAUGUUUGCUUUGUAACUUUAUCAUACAUUAGUUGCAGUAAUUUUUAUUCGUUGUUUAACUGCAACUACAACUUUAAUGACAUACUAAACACUAUGCUAAUAUUUAGUUUUUUCAGAAAUAGCUGCAUUAUAUACACUUUGUGGAUUUUAUUUCUAAAUUGACUUAGUCUAAUGAAUGAAGAAAAAUGAGAGUUAAAACAAUAAUGACCAGUUGAAAACAAAAUGAUCUUUGAGGUCUUUUAAAAUAUUCACCCAGUUAUAUUUAGGAUUCCUAAGAGCUACGUGUUAUGAUAUUCUCAAAUUAGAAUUGAAACAUGGAAGAAAAAAAAAAGAAACAUGGUGUUUUGCAUUAAAUUUAAGAUAUGCAAAUUUAUGUAGAGUAAAUAAAUGUUAUAUACCCUAUAAUGUUCUUUUGCCUAAGUAAUACUUAAUUAUAUGGAUUUGUUUUCCUUUAUAUUAUAAAAGAUGUCUUGAUUUUGUCUUUUGAUAUUAACAAAACUCUUCAGAUAUUCUUAUGUUCUCAUGUCUGGAUUUGCCUCCCUUGCUUUGUUUCUCACAUUUUGCUGCUGUUAGUAACCUUUUGUGCUUCUUUGUAAUCAAACAGUUUGAGGGGAAUGGGUUUAUUGAAUUUUGAAAAAUAAGUUUAAAGUGUUUAUUACCCAAAGUUUUGUACAUUUGUAAACGCCAAUUAUACAUGUGAAUGUUAAUACUCUCAGUGAAUUGUUUAUUGUCUGCAAAAAACUCAUUGGGCAGUAACAUUUUAUGAUAAAGCCUUUAAGAUAUUAAAGUCAUUAACUUAUGUCUUACUAUAAAAA